Molecule: messenger RNA, 1935 nt
Organism: Morchella sextelata
Lineage: Eukaryota; Fungi; Ascomycota; Pezizomycetes; Pezizales; Morchellaceae
Exons: 11
Coding region: 1-1935 (644 amino acids)
Biological process (GO): triglyceride biosynthetic process; lipid storage
Cellular component (GO): perinuclear endoplasmic reticulum; cytoplasm
Molecular function (GO): phospholipid:diacylglycerol acyltransferase activity
Source: RefSeq, a predicted model, not a curated record
AUGUCGCCCAAGAAACGGAGGGGCAAUAAGCACCCCUCAUCCGAGCCCACUACAGCAGCAGCAACAACACCUCCGCCUCCGCCUCCUGAUGACUCGUCGUCGAAGAAGCAGCCGCAAAAGACAUUACCCGUGAUUGUCGAGAAAGUCGAACACCCCGCCAAACGGGCCAAGAAGCGCUCCUACACCCUCGUGUUCAUCAUUGGCGGGCUCGUGGGCCUGUUUCUCGCCGUCUUCUUUGCAAAGAGCCAGGACAUUGUGAUUGGGGACUUCCAGCUAGGGUCGUUGGUUGAUGUGAUCCCUGCGGGCAUACUGAAGGAAGCUACAGAUAUCUCGCAACGGGAGAAGGAUGUGGUGAGUGCGGAUGCGUUCCGCGUGGGGUUGGCGUUGAAGUCGGAGGGGUUGGAGGCAAAUCAUCCGGUUAUUAUGGUUCCGGGAGUCAUCUCAACAGGACUGGAGAGUUGGGGAACGGGUGAAAAGAGCCGGCCAUACUUCCGGAAGCGGCUAUGGGGUUCUUGGAGCAUGUUGAGGGCUAUGGUUACGGACAGAGCUACCUGGAAGCAACAUGUAAUGUUGGAUAAGGAUACUGGUCUUGACCCACCUGGCAUCAAGCUUCGCGCCGCGCAGGGAUUUGAUGCUACUGACUUUUUUGUUACCGGAUACUGGAUCUGGAACAAGAUUGUAGAGAACUUGGCGAGUAUAGGUUACGAUCCAACAACGGCUUACACUGCGUCCUACGACUGGCGACUGGCAUACCCGGAUCUUGAGAAAAGAGAUAAGUACUUCUCACGGCUAAAGACUUACAUCGAAACGUCAAACAAGCUCUCCGGUAAAAAGGCCGUACUAGUUGCGCACAGCAUGGGCUCGCAGGUGGUACACUACUUCUUCAAGUGGGUCGAGGCUGAAGGGCACGGUAAUGGCGGUAAUCGAUGGGUGGAAGAUAACAUUGAUUCGUUCAUAAAUAUAAGCGGUUGCAUGUUGGGGGCCGUCAAGGGCGUUCCCGCUGUCCUCUCUGGCGAAAUGAAGGACACAGCUCAGCUAAAUCGACUUGCUGUCUUUGGACUCGAGAAGUUUUUUAGCCGCGAAGACCGCGCAGAGAUCCUCCGGGCUAUGCCGGGAAUUUCAAGUAUGCUUCCAAAGGGUGGUGAUGCAGUCUGGGGAAACCUAACAUGGGCUCCUGAUGAUAAACCGGGACAGAACGUUAGCUAUGGCUCGUUCAUCAAGUUUACAGAGGGCAAUUCCACCCAUGGGCAUCCGCGCCAGAAUCUAACUGUAGCCGGAGGUUUGGAGUAUCUGUUGAAGAACUCCGACCCUUGGUUCCGGAAGCAAGUCCUGAAGAGCUAUUCUCACGGGGUUGCGCAUACCAAGAAGGAGGUUGAGGCGAACGAGAAGAUCCAGUCGAAAUGGGUAAAUCCGUUGGAAUCAAGGCUACCGUAUGCACCAAGCAUGAAGAUCUAUUGCUUUUAUGGAAUCGGGAAAGAAACCGAAAGAAGCUACUAUUACCAAGAUAUAACAAGCCCAAUGUCAUCAUUGAACAUCAGCAUUGACACAAGUGUCAAUGGAGAUGGUAGCGAUCGCGGUGUCGUGGUUGGAGAAGGUGACGGGACAGUGUCUUUGCUCAGUGCGGGAUACAUGUGUACAAAGGGCUGGAAGAUGAAAAGAUACAACCCAGCAGGAAUCUCAAUCAAGACCUAUGAGAUGCCACAUCAACCUGACAUGUUUGAUAUCCGAGGAGGACCAAACACAGGAGAUCAUGUCGAUAUUCUUGGCCGUCAAAAGCUCAACGAGUUGAUUCUCCGCGUUGCUGCGGGUCACGGUGAUGCGAUCCCUGAAAACAUUGAAUCAAAUAUUCGGGAGAUUUCCGAAAAGGUUAAAAUUCAUGAUGGCGAUGGAGACGACUUCUUUGCUAGUUGGGGUGUCCCCGGUUUCUCGGGGUAG